Molecule: messenger RNA, 1853 nt
Organism: Neopsephotus bourkii (Bourke's parrot)
Lineage: Eukaryota; Metazoa; Chordata; Aves; Psittaciformes; Psittacidae
Gene: ATP6V1C1
Product: ATPase H+ transporting V1 subunit C1
Exons: 13
Coding region: 195-1343 (382 amino acids)
Biological process (GO): proton transmembrane transport
Cellular component (GO): lysosomal membrane; vacuolar proton-transporting V-type ATPase, V1 domain
Molecular function (GO): proton-transporting ATPase activity, rotational mechanism
Source: RefSeq, a predicted model, not a curated record
CGCUGCGUCACACUUCCUCCCCCGCCCCGCCGUCUCGUGAUCCACGCUGCGGCGGCGUCAGCUGACUUGGUGCUUCACGUGAUCCGUUGGCGGGUGUGCAGGUGGCCGCGGCUGCCGGCGGGGGAUGGAGCAGUGACCGCUAGCGUCUUGCCUCCAUCUUCAGAAGCAGAAAGCAUCAAGAUAAAGACACAAAAAUGACUGAGUUCUGGCUGAUUUCUGCUCCUGGGGAAAAAACCUGUCAACAGACAUGGGAGAAACUACAUACAGCGACUACAAAAAAUAACAAUCUUUCUACUAAUUCGAAGUUCAAUAUUCCAGAUUUGAAGGUUGGCACACUGGAUGUUUUGGUUGGUUUGUCAGAUGAGCUGGCUAAAUUGGAUGCAUUUGUGGAAAGUGUUGUAAAGAAAGUGGCCCAGUAUAUGGCUGAUGUUCUAGAGGACAGUAAAGAUAAAGUUCAGGAGAAUCUUCUGGCUAAUGGAGUUGACUUGGUCACCUAUAUAACAAGGUUCCAGUGGGAUAUGGCCAAAUACCCGAUCAAGCAAUCCUUGAAGAAUAUUUCAGAAAUUAUUGCAAAGGGAGUAAACCAGAUUGACAAUGAUCUAAAAGCAAGAGCCUCAGCAUACAAUAAUCUGAAAGGGAACCUUCAGAAUUUGGAAAGAAAGAAUGCGGGAAGCUUGCUAACCAGAAGUCUUGCUGAUAUUGUAAAGAAAGAGGACUUUGUACUCGAUUCAGAAUAUUUGGUCACGUUAUUAGUGAUUGUACCGAAGUCAAAUUAUAAUGACUGGGUUAAGCAAUACGAAACACUAGCAGAGAUGGUUGUACCACGUUCCAGCAAUGUACUCUUUGAGGAUCAAGAUAGUUACCUUUGUAACGUCACCUUGUUCAGGAAGGCAGUGGAUGACUUCAAGCAUAAAGCCAGAGAAUAUAAAUUUAUGGUCCGUGACUUCCAGUAUAAUGAAGAAGAGAUGAAAGCAGAUAAAGAAGAAAUGAAUAGACUGUCAACAGACAAGAAGAAGCAGUUUGGGCCUCUGGUUCGGUGGCUGAAAGUUAAUUUCAGUGAAGCUUUCAUUGCAUGGAUUCAUGUGAAAGCACUACGAGUUUUUGUUGAAUCUGUUUUAAGGUAUGGUCUGCCAGUUAAUUUCCAGGCAAUGCUGCUUCAGCCUAAUAAGAAAACAAUGAAGAAACUGAGGGAGGUGUUGUAUGACUUAUACAAGCACCUCGACAGCAGUGCAGCAGCUAUCAUUGAUGCAUCUAUGGAUAUUCCAGGCUUAAACCUCAGUCAGCAGGAGUACUACCCGUAUGUGUACUACAAGAUCGAUUGUAAUUUGCUGGAAUUCAAGUAAAAGUUCCCUAACAUGACAAUCUUCUCAGUGUUGGUGUAAACAAGCAGAAGUGAGAUUGAAGUACAGUAAUACUUUUAACACUGUUAAUCAUAUGCUUGCUUCUUAUGUUAGGUGAAUUUAACACACAGUGGUCCAUCUCUAUAGACAUUUUCUUUUUAAAGAACAGAGUAUAGGUAAUCUGCUUUUAAUCAAUUAUGUCUGUAAAUGUAUAUUGAGAGAAUUGAAGUAUUUAUAAACAGAGUGAUUUAUUUAAGGAAAAGCUCAUUCCUCUUUCAUAUGGUGGUCUGUGUUAAUUCCCUUUACCAUUGUUUAUAAAAAAUGUUUACAGAAUAGUGUAAAUGUUCAUGGCCAUUUUGUUCAUUUGAUUUAGCUGGUACAAUUGUGUUAAUGUUGUUGAACUGUGAUGUAAAGUAUGUAAAAUUGGUAUGAAAUUGUGCUUUAUGAAUGGUUUAAAAUUACAAUUGAAGCACUGUAAACACAGGAGAAAAUAAACAUACCUGUGCAAAUGUG